AGGCAUGAAAAUGAAGAUAUCAAUUGGGAAUAAAUAAUCGAAAUGUAUUUAUUGGAAAGAAAACGUGGCAAGGCCUUACCGAAGCAACGUGGAAGAGCUCCAAAUUCCAAUUGCCGUUUGUGGCCAAUAAUCUCUGCCAAAUUCCUAAUUUGGGAAACCCCUCCGCCGCGCCCACCCUCCGCUCGAUUUUCCGCCAUGGCGACUCGCCUUCCGACGACGAAGCCAUUCUCUUUUCUAACUUCGAGAUUAUUUCCCGACGAAAACUCUCUGGCUGCCGCUCUCAUCGGAUCUAGCCGAAGGUGGGCGUCGUCGACGACGGCGUCGCCGCCGGGUAAAUCACAGAAAACGGAGAAGAAGUUAGUGGACCGUCUUUCAUCGGUGAUAGACGCAGUCAACGACCGUAAACUCCCUCCAGAGCUCCGAGGCCAACGUAACUCUGUUAGGUCAGAAACUGAUCUGAUAAAUGUUGUUGAGCGAAGGAUUUGGAAUUCCAUGGAAGAAGGGCAAUUUGAGAAUUUACCAGGAAAAGGAAAACCUCUGAACCUGUCUAUCAAUCCUCAUGCUGAUCCGGCAGAAGACACACUGUAUCGGAUCUUGUCCAAGAAUGGAUGUGCACCUGAAUGGGUUGAACUCAACAAAGAGAUCAGGAGUAACAUAUCCGAAUGGCGAUCGUCGUUGAAGAAAGCAUUCGAAAGUAGAGGCAAUGGUGAUCAUUCAAUAUGGACUGAGAGUAAAGAGGGUUUGCAAGUUCAAUUGCAACACAUAAAUGACAAGUUUACACUUGCAGGUUUUUCGGUAUAACUUAAUAGUUCCUUUCGGGCGCCAAAUGUUUGGAUUGAAAUGGGAGAAAGAGAUGGAUCGUCUAGUAGAAUGAAAUAAGUUGUUUCUUCUCUUUGAGCUUGCAUUGGUUUUGCUUUUCAGGUAAAAUCAGCAUUAUUCAUAUCUUUAGAGAUAUAAAAUUUGUUGGAGUCAUAGAAUUAAGAAGAAAAGAAUUUGGAGUAUGUUGGCAUAUACAAAAUGAUAGCACUUUCAUAGGCGCAGCUGAAAGUUGUUUAAGAAUGUAGUAGCAAAAAUCGUUUCAUUAAUUAUAUGAAAUGAACUUUUUAGUGAGUGUUCUCAGCAUUUUUCUUUCCAUAUACAAAUUAUUUUAUUUCA
Cucumis sativus (cucumber) is the source of this 1155-nucleotide messenger RNA. RefSeq lists its product as uncharacterized. The transcript is spliced from 3 exons. Bases 43 to 801 code for a protein of 252 amino acids. The record is from RefSeq and is a predicted model, not a curated record. Lineage: Eukaryota; Viridiplantae; Streptophyta; Magnoliopsida; Cucurbitales; Cucurbitaceae.